Rosa chinensis is the source of this 1955-nucleotide messenger RNA. Its product is annotated as 4-coumarate--CoA ligase-like 9. Lineage: Eukaryota; Viridiplantae; Streptophyta; Magnoliopsida; Rosales; Rosaceae. The record is from RefSeq and is a predicted model, not a curated record. Gene Ontology annotation, molecular function: CoA-ligase activity.
CUUGUACUGCUACUCUCACCACAAUCACCUCAAACGUUCCUGUUCCUUCCACUUCCACUUCCACUCAACGUUCAACAAUGGCCGAGCCGACCUCCAAGCUCCCCCCUCCGAUCAACCCCAAGUCCGGCUUCUGCUCUGAAACGAAAACCUUCCACUCCCUCCGCCCCAUAGUCCCUCUCCCGCCUCUCUCCCAGCCCAUGUCCCUCGCCCACUACACCCUCUCCCUCCUCCAAUCGUCCUCCGCCAGUACUCCUCCAUCCUCCACCCCCGCCCUCAUCGACGCCUCCUCCGCCCGCCGCCUCUCCUACUCCCAGUUCCUCUCCCAGUUCCACUCCCUCACUCUCUCCCUCUCCCCCCUCCUCUCCAAAUCCCAAGUCGCUUACAUCCUCUCCCCUCCUUCCCUCCACGUCCUCCUCUACUUCUCCCUCCUCGCCUUAGGCGUCGUCGUCUCCCCCGCCAACCCCCUCAGCUCCCACGACGAGAUCGCCUACCAGCUCCGGCUCACCAACCCCGCCCUCGCCUUCGCCACCUCAGCCACCGCUCACAAGCUCCCCAAGGGCUUCAAAACCAUCCUCCUCGACUCCCCCGAGUUCUACUCCAUGAUCGAACCCGGCACCCGACCCGCACCACCCUGUAACCCCGUCGAGGUUAACCAGACCGACACGGCCGCCAUUCUGUACUCGUCCGGCACCACCGGCCGGGUCAAGGGCGUGGUUCUGUCUCACCGGAACUUCAUAGCCUUGAUCGCCGGGAUGCACGCGCUCCGGAUGGAACCCGACCCGGUGGUCCAUCCGGUGUCGAUGCUCACGCUGCCGCUGUUCCACGUGUUCGGGUUCUUCAUGCUGAUCCGGGCCGUUUCCACCGGCGAGACUCUGGUUCUGACGGAGCGGUUCGAAUUCGAAGGGAUGUUGAAGGCCGUGGAGAGGUUCAAGGUGACGCACAUGCCGGUGUCGCCGCCGCUGAUUGUGGCUCUGACCAAGUCCGAGCUGACUAAGAAAUACGACCUCAGCUCGCUCAGGCUUCUCGGCAGCGGCGGCGCUCCGCUCGGCAAAGAUGUAGCUGAGAGGUUCAUUCAGAAAUUUCCCAAUGUGGAAAUAGUGCAGGGAUAUGGUUUGACUGAAUCUGGAGGAGGGGCUACGAGAACGGCAGAUGCUGAAGAGGCAAAGCAGUAUGGUUCUGUAGGCCGCUUGGCUGAAAAUAUGGAAGCCAAGAUCGUUGACCCAGAAACUGGAGAGGCCUUGCCCCCUGGCCAGAGGGGCGAGCUGUGGUUGCGAGGUCCUACAAUAAUGAAAGGUUAUGUAGGAGAUGACAAGGCAACUGCUGAGACCUUGGAUAAAGACGGGUGGUUAAAGACUGGUGAUCUUUGUUAUUUUGACGACGAGGGGUUCUUGUACAUUGUGGACAGGUUAAAGGAAUUGAUAAAGUACAAGGCUUAUCAGGUACCCCCAGCUGAGUUGGAACAUAUACUUCAAUCACAUCCUGACAUUGUUGAUGUUGCUGUGAUUCCAUACCCUGAUGAAGAAGCAGGGCAGAUUCCCAUGGCCUAUGUUGUUAGAAAACCAGGAAGCAAUAUCACCGAGGCUAUAGUAAUGGAUUUUGUUGCAAAACAAGUAGCACCAUACAAGAAGAUUCGGCGUGUAUCAUUCAUCAACUCUAUUCCAAAAUCUCCAGCAGGGAAGAUUAUGAGAAGGGAGCUAGUUACCCUUGCGCUAUCUAGUGGCUCAUCUAAACUAUGAUUUUAUUAUUCAAACAAAGUAAGAGAGCUUGCCGAGCAUUUCAUUCAAUUUGGCAGAUUACCUUAUUCAUAUUCUUUAGCGCGUAGAUCACAGUAGGUGAGUUUCUGAUCAGAGUUCCACCACGUAUGCCUACUGUAAAAUCCAAACAUUGUUUGUGACUUUGUUUAACUGUAUAUCCAAACAUCUUUUGAAUGAGAGAGUUUGAAAUCCAUAAUGAAA